Molecule: messenger RNA, 5886 nt
Organism: Plasmodium relictum
Lineage: Eukaryota; Apicomplexa; Aconoidasida; Haemosporida; Plasmodiidae
Product: conserved Plasmodium protein, unknown function
Exons: 1
Coding region: 1-5886 (1961 amino acids)
Source: RefSeq, a predicted model, not a curated record
AUGAAGGAAACAAAAGAAACAAAUGAUAUUAUUAAAUGCAAUGCCCUCAAGAAAAAUAAUAAUAAAAAAGCAAUAAGAAAUAUAAUAAUAAGAAAAUUGAGAAGGAGAAUGAAACAGAAAUUAAAUAAAUUAAAUGAUCAACAUAACCAUUUAGUCAAUAUUUUCAACAACUUAAAUAAUUUAAAAAUUGAAAAUAAUAUAGAAUUUAAAAAAAUAUCAAAUAAAAUCUCAAAAGAAAUUAAAUAUGCUAAUGAAGAAAAUAAUGACGACAUAGCAAUACUAAAAAUGGAGAAGGAUUUAAUAAAAGCUGAUUUUACUAGAAACAAAAAAAAUUUAAAAAUAUAUAAUGAAGAUGAAGAAGAAUAUAUGGAAAAUGAAGAUAGCGAAAAAAGAGUGAAACAUGAAAAAAGAAAAAAAAAGAAAAGAAAAAAUAACUCCUAUUCAUCUCAAAAUUGUGUGAAUUCAGUUACACCUAUGCAAAUUUUUUAUGAUAACUAUGUAUGUAUGAGCAGUAAAUGUGAGCAUAAUGAUUUUACUAGUGAUAAUUUAAAAUUGAAAAAUUCUGUCGUUCUUGAUUUGUUUAAUAUACUAUCUAAAAACAAAUACUACAAAGAAACAAAUUUAUGUGAAAACAUUUUUGAUGAUGAUGACAAUGAUAAAAUUUAUGCAAAAGAAAGAAAAAAAUUAGAAAAAAAAAAUCGGUUGAUAAACUUUUUUAUUAAAAAAAAAAAAAAGCGAAAAAAAGGAAGAAUAAAAAAGGAAAAGGAAAAAAAUAUCAAAGAAUUAAAAAAUUAUUUUAUCAAUAAAAAUUCCAAAAAAUCAAAUAUUAUAAGUAACAAAGAUGAAAAUAUUUCCAAUACAUGUGAAAGUUCAUUAAAUAAAAAUAUUAAUUCUGACAGUAAAAUGUUAAAUGACAGUAAUUUAUAUAAUUCUUCCAAUAUAAUUAACGAAAAUAAAAAUAAAGUAUAUUGGAUAUUCAUGAAAGAGCAAAUAAAUAAAAAUGUAAAUAAAAAUAACCUAAGAAAUAUGAUUUCAAACGUUUUAACAUUUUUCUCUAGUAUAAGUAAAACUUUUUAUUGUGAAGUUAUGGACAAAAAAAGAGAUAAAUAUAUUAGCAAUGACGAUUUUAAAUGUGAAAGAAUAGAGAAAUUUUAUGAUUAUAUUUUAGAAGAUGAAUAUAAUAUCAUGAACAAUAACGAUAUAAUUGAUGAAACAAAAGGAAAAUACAAAAAUGAUUCUAAUAUUAGUGCAGGAAAAAAAAAUUAUAUAUAUAUUUAUAUUAAGAAAAAUUUCUUUCCAAAAUAUUUAUUAAAUUUAAAAAAAAAAAUUAAAUUGAUUUUAAUUUUUCAAUCUAACGAUAUAAAUGAUUGUAAUUAUAAUAACAAUUCAAAUGGAAAUGACUUAGAUUUAAAUAGCAAUGAUGAUGAUGCAAAUAUUUAUAAAUUUGAUAGUUAUGUAGAUAGUAAUAAUAAAGGCAAUAAUGUCAUUAAAAAUAAUUUAAAAGAGGAUAUUAUAAGAAAUUUUACUAGUAAAAAUUAUGCUAAUUUUAACGAAAACAAUUCUUUAAAUAAAAAAAAACUUAAUAUUAAUUCGUAUUUGGAUCUUAUAUCUAAAUAUAAUAAAUUUUUAAAUAAAAACAAUCCCAAAAAAAUGAACAUUCUUAACAGACUUAUAUCAUUAGACGACAAUCUCCACUUUAAUUUUAUUUUUUUAAAUUAUUUACAUAAAAUAGAAGAAAAUGAAAAAGAAAGAUAUGAUUAUUUUUAUAUUCAUGACAUAAUAUAUGAUAACUUAAAAUAUGAUAUAAAAAAUAUAAAAAUUAAUUUAGAAAAAAUAAUGAAUAGUAAAAAAAAAAAUAAAACACCUAAACCCUUUUUAUUAUUAAAUUAUAUGAAGAAAAAUUAUACAUUAAAUAUUAGAAAUUAUAAAAAAGGAAAUUGUAAAAAAAAUGGGAAAAGAAAUAAAAGAGAAUUUUACAAAAUUAGCAAAAAUAAUGAGAGUGGUGAGUAUAUGAAUAAUCAUAAAGAUAUAGUAAAAAGUGAUGGUGAUGAUGAUGAUGAAAAUUUAAAAAGGAAAAAAAAAAGGAACACGAAUAAAAAAGGAGUACAUAAUAACAAAGAAAAUGAGUAUAUAAGAAAUAAUGAAAAUAAAAAAAAUUACAUAAAAAGAAGAAAUUAUAAAAACGUCUAUUCCUUUUUUGAUGAAGUAUUAUCUUUUAAAGGAUUAGAAAACAAUUUAAAUAAAAAUGAAGAAGUGGAAAUACAUUAUUUAACAGUUUAUAAACAUAUGUUAAGUUUUAAUGAUAAUAAUGAUGAAAUAACAUUAAAAUAUUAUAUGUCUCAUAUACGAAAUAAUGAAUUUAAUAUGGAAUUUAAAAAUAAACAAAUUCCUUUGAAAAUUCUUCAUUUUUUUAAUUAUUAUAUAGGAAGAAAAAAUCAGUUAAAUGAAACUAUUAAAGAGCAUACAAAUAUAUAUAAACAAAUAUAUAAGUUAUGGAAAGAAGAUAUAUAUAUAUCAGAAAAAGAGAAAGAAAAAAAAAAUAUUUUUACAUGGGGAAUUUUGCCAGUUAGAGCAUAUGAUCAUCCAAAUAUAUUUGUUCCUUUACCUUGUGGUUUUAAAUAUAAUAAUAAAAACUUAGCUUAUUAUAUAUCUAAUGAUAAAAAAAUAUAUGAUGAUAAUUUAUUAGAAAAAAAAGAAAAAAAAAAAGAAUACAUGAAUAUUAAAUAUGCUAAUUUAACAGGCCCUUGUAUAAAUUGGCGUAAAAAUUGUAUAUUCGUUAGCGACAUAAAAAAAAAGAAGUUUUUGCACAUAUCCGAAUAUUAUCCCUAUUUUUAUUGCAUGCAAAAUAUUAAAUUGUCUUUAUUCUCUUUAGAAAGAAAUGUCAUUUAUAAAAACACGAAUAACUUGUGGAAUUUUAAAGAAGAUGACCAUUUAACAGAUAGUGCGAAAUCUUUUAAUUCUAUCAAUUCUUACUCAAAUAAAAAAAAUUCACAAAAUAUAUAUACAAAUGAUAACAGCAAUCCCAAAGAAAAGAAUAAUAAUAAUAAAUCAUGUAAUAAUAUUAAGGAAGAUAAUUUUUUUAAAUAUAGAUUAUCAAAAAAAAGAUUAGUACUAAAAAAUGCUAACCAUAAGUUAGAAGAAAAUAUGCUGUAUAAGUUUUACAGUAAUGAAGAUUUAUUAAAUGAAAAAAAUUACAUAUGGAAUAAACAAGAAAUAAGAACAUUUUUAGAAAAAUAUUUAAUAUAUCCUAAAAAAUUUGAUAAAAUAAGCCAAUUUUUAGAAUGCAAAAAUACUAAACAAUGUGUUGACUUCUAUUAUUUAACAAAAAAUUUUUUUUGUUUAAAGAAAUUACUUUUAACCAUAUCAGAAAAUAAAGGAAAAAGAAAUAAAAAAUGCUCUGUGAAUGAUAUAAAUAAAAAAAAUUCGAAAGAAGAAAUUGUUAAUAAACUAAUAAAAAAAUUAGAAAAUAAUUAUAUCAUAAGUGAAUUUGAAGAUAUAAAUUGUUUAAGUUAUAGUUACUUAAACAUAAGGAAUUUCUUUAAAAAUUAUUUUAUAAAAACAUAUAAAAGUUCAUCAUACAGUAAACACUCAGCAAAUAAAGCUAAUAAUAAUAAAAAUCCUUCUUAUAAUAAUUAUUCAAAUAAAGGAAUAAUUUUAGAAAAUAUGUCUGAUGGAUAUGUAAUACCAAAAAAUUAUAACUUUAUUUUAAGCUCUAAUAGAAAAUUAUGUUUUUUAGUUAAAAACAAAGAAAAUUUUAUAUAUAGUGGGAUUAGUUCAGAUAUCAUUGAAAUAAAAUAUAAUGAAAAUUUAGAUAGUAUUAAAAAAAAGGAAGAAAAAAAAAAAAAAAAAAGCAUACCACCUUAUACUAAAAAGGUAACAAACUAUUAUAAUAAUGAAACGAAUCCUACCAUAGAGAAAGACUGUAAUAAAAAUAAAUAUAGUGAAUUUUGCAAUCCAAAGACCAUUUCUUUAUUUGAUAAAAGUGAUAAUAAAAUUAAUAAAUUAAAAAGAACUGAUGAAACUUCUUGUCAUGAUUUAAAAAUUAUAAAUAAUGAAUCAGUGAAUAUAGCACAAACAUUUAUAAAUUCAGAAUUAGGAAAUCAUCAAAUAGAAAACAUUAAAAAGGAAAAAAUAUAUAAUAUUGAUAAUUGUAGAAAUUAUGAUGCUAAUAAUAAUAUUAUAAAUGAAGAUUCUAAAAAAAAAAUAAAAAAUAAAAUUUUCUUAAGUGAAAAUGAUUUAAAUGAAAAUUGUAAUGACAAACAUAUCCACAAUAACGAAUUCAAUAGCAGUGAAGUAAAUAGCAAUUUUUGUAAUUCCAAUUUAAACUCACAUGAAAAAAAAACGGAGAAUGAAACAUGUGAAGAAAGCUUAUUUAAAUGUUUUGAAUUUUUAAAAAAUAUGAACCAAAAGAAUAAUGAAAACUUCAGUAAAAAUUCUUAUCAAAAUCCUAAAUCUACAUCAUUUUCAUUUGAUUAUAAGUGUAAAAAAAGUAUAAAAAAGAAUUUUUUUCAAAAGAAAAGUAUAAUUUUAGAAAAAGAAAAAAACAUUAAAAAAAAAAGUCAAAUAAUAAAAGUAAAAAAUAUGAAUAGUUUAAUUAAAGAAAAAGGGAAAAAUAUUAAUAAAAGUAAGAAAUCAGUUCAAAAAAUAGGAGAAAAAAAUACAUUAGCAAAUCAAAAAAUUAAUGUAUUAAACUUAAGUAAAGGAAAAGGAGUAGAAAUGAAAAAAUAUUUAGAUAAAAAUUGUGAAAAUGAAAUACUUUUUAAAAAAGAAAAAAUAAAUGAGUUUCGAAAACAAGAAAAUGAUGACUAUGAAUCUGAAGAAAAUGAAUACGAAGAAGUGAAAGAAGAGGAAGAAAAAGAGGAAUCUGAAGAUAUACAAAAAGAAAAAGAAGAUUAUGAUGCUGAUGAUGACGAUGAUACCGAUAAUGAUGCUGAUUCUGAUGUCGAUGAUACUGAUAAUGCUGAUUCUAAUAAAAAUGACGAUGAUACUAAUAAUGAUGAUAAUAAUGCUGAUAUUGAUAUUGAUGUUGAUUAUGAUGAUAAAGAAGAAAAAAAAAAAAACGGAGAAGAAAAUGGUGAUUAUAUUUACUAUGAAGAAAAGGAUAAAAAUGAAAGUAAAGAUGAAAUUGAAGGAGAUAAAAGAAUGGAAUAUUAUAAAAAUGAACAAAAAAAAAAUAUAUAUAGUGAAAAGAAGAAAGAAAAUUUUGAUGGAGAAAUACUAUACAAUAUGAAAAAAGGAAAAUUGAAUUAUAAAAAAGAUCAACAUAUACCUAGGAAGCAUUAUCAUAAUAAAGAUGGUAAGUUUGCUUUAUCAUUAGGUGAUAAAAAGUCAUUAAAUAAGUAUCAUAAAGAUUUAAAUGAGAAUAAUUAUACAAGCAAAAUUUACAGUGAAGAAGAUAUUAAUAAAAAAAAUAUAUAUAUCACAAGUAAUAAAAAUAAUAUUUUAAAUAAUAAAAUUGUAUGGAGUGAUGAUAAUAUUCCUGCAGAAAUAAAUAAAAAAAAAAUUAAUGGAAAUUAUACUACUACUACUAUUACAUCUUUACCUAAUAAAAUGAAAACAAAUAAUAUAGAUAUAGAAUCGAAAAUAAAUACCUUUAUUAAUAAUAAAUCUAAUAUAGAAUUUUUUGACCCAAUAAAACAAAUUAAAAAAUCUCAUAUAGAAAAUUUUGAUUCCUCUAAACAAUUCCGAAAAACAGCAACUAAAUGGACAGAUAAGGAAAAAAAAAUUUAUUUCGAAAUAUUUUUAAGAGAUGGAAAAAAUUGGGAUUCUUUAUGUUCAGCAUUAAAACCGUAUGGAAAAACAAAAGAGCAAGUUAAAAAUUUUUAUCAAAAUACAAUUGCAAAAAAAAGAAAAAAGGAAUUUAGUGAUAAAAACAAAAAUUUAUAA